AGAAAUUCAAAAAUCAAUCUCCCUCCCCCCCCUCUCUCCCCUACGGUCUACCUUUCUACCUCUCAAAUCCCUCGCACCCUAAGCCCUAAAUUCAGAAUCAAUAAAUAACUUUUUUUUUCCCACUUAGAACCUUAUCGCAAUGAAUGAAUCCGAGCAAAAUUUCAGCUUCGAAGAAAAAUCGCUAAGCCUCAUUGAUGUCUCCUUUGAAGACGAUUGCCUUUAUAACUCACCUUCCCACGACUUCCAUGUCCGAUUCUCAGAUACUAAGAUAGGGGCCGAAAAUAACUUGGGUUUUGCGGAAGCCAACAAUACGCAAUCCAUGCUGGACUCCUUUGACGGGGGAGAACUAGGACCUGAUCCUAUUAAAUCAAUGGAACCAGAAAGGGUGAAAAAGAAUACAAAGUAUAACUUGCGCAAAAGCUUAGCUUGGAACAGUGCUUUCUUCACAAGUGCAGGUGUUCUGGAACCGGAAGAGUUGUCUAGCAUGAUUGGAAGCGAGAAACAUAUGUUACCCGGGAUUGAAGAGGAUAUCCAUACAUCUAGUGAUUCUAUAUCUACAUUAGCGAGUGAUAAUUUGACCUUGGUGAAUCUUGAGGAGGCUGACUUGUUUGGAGAUAUAAGAGCUUCAAUCCAGCGAUCCACUAAAGGGCCUGGUAUGGAAAAUUCAAGUAGCAAAGUGGGUUCUCCAAAAACAGAAAGCAAAACCAUCCGAUCUUCGGAGAAAGUGGAUGUUGCUUCUCGAAAUAGGGUACCAGCUUCGGAGAAAGUGGAUAUUGCUUCUCGAAAUAAGCUAAAGGCCAAAGCUGCUCCCAACAAGCCAAAUGCAAUCAUGCAAGGAACAGAGAAGACUGCAAAGCAGUUUGUUCCUAUAAAUGGAGAGGCAAAAUCUCUUUACAGGCCGCCCAAGAUAGUUGGCAGAGUUGGUCCCAUUUUAGCACCAGCCACUAAGAUAGCUUCCUUGGGUGCCAACCGUGUCAAAGUGGAAAGGGCUAAGGAUAAUCCAGAAAAUGCAAAAAAAAUAGCUGGUAGAGCGGCAAAAGUACCUGCUUUGAGUGGUCCCAGAAAUGCUGUGCCUAGGCCGACAUUGCCUGUUAAAUCUUCAUUGCGAUCUUCAUCAGCAAUGAAGACCGCGCUAACGGCUUCUUCCUCUAUUGAUAGUUCUGGAAGCUUGUUAUCAGACUGUAGCAGUAAAAAUUCAUUAAAUUCUGUGAGAAGAGAAAGUGACUCCAGAACUGGCAAUCAUACUUCCUCUGGUUCAAAUGUCAAAACCACAUUGAAAUUCCCAUCAAGAAAUAAAAACCAGUCAGCAUGUUCUCAUCUCUCACCUUAUUUGAAAUCUGUGGCCAAGCUCUCUUCCAGCAUAUCACCUGCUAGCUCCAUCAGUGAAUGGUCUUCAGCAUCAUUAUCACCGAUUUCUACCCUUAAUAAAAUGUCUAACAGUUCAAGAUCUAGCUUUGACAUUAGCUCUUGCAAAGAUGCUUCUGGGGACAGUGAUGCCUCCCAAGUUUCGGAUUCUCAAAACCAUUUAAAUGACGAAAACUCUGUUGGGUAUGGUACCCAAGUGGGAUUGCUGGGUGAGAGUGUAAAGAAAGUUCCUACAGGAAGAAGUUCAGUUCUCCAUCCAGAUUCGGUUAAACCCUCAGGCCUUAGUUUGCCAUCACCGAAAAUUGGUUUCUUUGAUGGGGGAAUUGUUACACCCACAUGUGAUUUGUCAAUUAUGCAGGUGAGACCAGCUGCACGAACUCCAAAUAGAAGCAAGCAAUCUCAUACAGCUCUGCCCAGUGGCUUGCCUGGAUUUAGGGCAGGAAGUGUUAGUGCAACUGGAGGGUCAAAAAAUGCAAAGCUUGGAAAGCUUCAGCCUGCUAGAACAGCACUUCGGAGUACCAAAAUUAGUGAUCAGGCAGCUGCCUUGGGCAUGAAAUCUAAAUCUCCCUUACCUCUGCAGGAAUCCUCAAAUGCAGCACCAAGGGCCUCUGGUGCUUUGAAAAACGAGAAACACAGUGCUAGCAAACCUCUAAAAGCUCAGAACAGAAAGUCAUUUCAAGGUGAAAGAAAAAGUAAUUUGAAGGCAGAGAAAAAUGGAUCAGAAGAAUGUGGCACGUCUCUGAAGGAUACAGAUAGUGGUUUUACUGAAGGGAAUGCGAAUGCCUGUUUUUUGAUGGAUAAAAAGGAGACAGAGAGCAAGAGUGAUGUUCCUGGAAAAGAUACUGGGAUUACUCUCCGCAAUGGAUUGCAUGAUAAGACUUCCGGCUUGACCUCUAUUCCCAAGGCUGAAAGUAUGACCUCAUUAGAGAAAGUAGGUGAAGAUGUGGUAUGUAGCCAGAAUUAUAUCAAGAAUAGUUUGUCUUCUCUUCACGGCACUAAUGAGAAGAAAAAAGCUUCUGCUGAAGAACAAGUUGAUGGUUUGACCAAACAAAUUGGAGCUGUAGAUUUUUAUAAUGAGUUGCACAAAGAAGCCAUAGGUGAUUCUCUUUUCCUUUCUCAAGAUGAUGUCGGUAGAGUUGCUUCUGGUAUUCAGGAGGAAUUCAAACAGUUGUCAAAGCCUACUUGCUCCCCAAAUCCUGCUAUGGCAUCAACAAUCGUGGAAGCAGAGAAGGCAGAGGCAGGAGUUGAGAAAGCUUCUGUUGAAGACCAAGUUGAUGGUUUGACCAAACAAAUUGGAGCUGUAGAUUUUCAUCUUGAGAUGCACAAAGAAGCUUUUGGUGAUUCUCUUUGUCUUUCUCAAGAUGAUGUCAGCAGAGAUGAUUCUGGUACUCAGGAGGAAUUCAAAGAAUUGCCAGAGCCUACUUGCUCUCCAGUUCCUGCUAUGGCUUCAUCAAUGGUGGAAGCAGAGAAAGAAGAGGCAGGAAUUCAUAAAGCUACCGCUGAAGACCAAGUUGAUGGUUCGACCAAACUUGGUGAUUUUCUUUCACUUUCUCAAGAUGUCAGCAGAGUUGAUUCUCAUGUUCGGGAGCAAUUCAAAGAGUUGUCAAAGCCUACUUGCUCUCCCACUCCUGUUAUAGCAUCAACAAUGGUGGAAGCAGAGAAGGCAGAAGCAGGAAUUGAAAAGGCUUCUGUUGAAGACCCAAUUGAUGGUUUGAUCAAACAAAGUGGAGCCUUAGAUAUCCAUUCCAAUUGUUGUAUUCAGGAGGAAUUCAAAGAGUUGUUGAAGCCCGCAUGCUUUCCCACUCCAGCUAUGGCAUCAACAACAGUGGAAGUACAGAUGGCAGAGGCAGCCACCUUGCUAAAUCCAGCAACCACACAUGGAAAAUCUGAAGAUGGUGAAACAUCCUAGCAGUAAAUUUCUCAAAGGCAGGUGUUUACUUGGAGACAAUUCUUAAUUUACCAUCUUAUUAGCUGUUUCGCUUCCAUGUUUGAGAAGGAUCUGACAGCUUCACUCCAUGUUUCUUGUUAGGGUUUCCUGUUGGAUGUAAAUUGUACAAGUGUGUGCAAUUCAGACUUACAGGUUCAAACAUGCGAUAACGGGAGGACAGAGAUCUUCUUGUUCGAACGUGCAUUUUAUGCCCAUAUGUCCAUUUUUAUAUCACUGAUAAUCCAUUUGUUUUUUCUUUCUUUUUUCCGUAGUUUUUGUCUAGAAUUUUUGCAGCAACCUCUGGGGCUGUACAUGUUUAUGGUCAGUGCAUGUAGCAGCUAUAUUUCCUUCUAGUUACUCUUGUAUAUUAAACACAUGACUCCAAGACGAGAAAAGUGGAAACUGAUGCAGGGUGAUGUUUUUUA
This is a messenger RNA of Populus euphratica (Euphrates poplar), 3717 nucleotides long. RefSeq lists its product as uncharacterized. Bases 140 to 3274 code for a protein of 1044 amino acids. The record is from RefSeq and is a predicted model, not a curated record. Lineage: Eukaryota; Viridiplantae; Streptophyta; Magnoliopsida; Malpighiales; Salicaceae. The transcript has 9 exons. Gene Ontology annotation, molecular function: microtubule binding.